AUGCUCCUGCGCGGCGCCUUGACAGAGAGAGAUAGGAAGGACACAUUCGCUACAGACUGGGUGAUCGUGUUUCAGAUGCUACGAGAUGUGCUUGACAAGCUGGAGGACCCGAAGCUGGAGGGUGCCGGCGUGAAGGAUCUACCACACGACCAUCCGGCGGGAAGCAAAGACAUCACAGCUAUGCCUGAAGCAUGGCGACGAGGAUACUUCGAGUCGCUGCUAGCGUACGCAAAGGCGUCGGAACAUGUGGAUGGCUGGGUUCGCGAUAAGACAAGGGGUAUUAUGUUUCCCCCUGAGGUGGUCGUCGGACCAUCCAACCCGAAACCGAAGCCUAUCCCGCCCGGCGCAAAGAGUGCCCCGAGAGAAGAGGAUUGUGAGCCAACCGGCUUUCCCUCACCAGACGAGCUGUAUUUGAAGCUUCUAUCAACAGAUGGGUUCACAAGCAGACAACGCAUGGAGGCCGCCCUUUCCUACGCUUCGUGGCUGGAGUACAAGCAGCUGAUCGGGCCCGCGAGUAUCAUAUACGAGGACGCAGUGAAUAUCGCCAUCGAAGAGAAAUACACUCCGGGUGCUCCGGUGCUCUUGAAUCCGAAGACUGGUGUUCUAAACGAGAAGGCGGGCAAGCCAUCUGCCAAUCUCCUCACUUCACUCACGGCAUUGGCGACAUUCAAAGCCCGGCAUGAUGACGUUUCAUCAGCUUUGCCUAUCAUGAUCUCGAUAUUGAAAGCCCGUAGAUCAUUACCCCUUAUGUCUACCCAAUCGCCUCUGAUUCCUCUAGCAGUAGGAGGCGACUUUGGCGAAAACUGGGGUUAUAAAAUCUGGAACAUGGCACAGGCGCUUCUGAAGCCACCCGAAUACCCUCCUCCUCCAGAUGACGGCACAUCACCCCCGGUGCGGGACGCUAAAGAACUAUGUGAGGAGGCUGCGCUGCAUCUGCAUAUCGGAGAAAUCAUGUACACCGCACAGAAUGCUGCACGCGAGGAAGGUAUAGGCUGGACGCGAGAGGCAGUCGAUAUUGCAGAGGAGCAGCUCCACAAGCUCGGCCGAGCCACAAAAGACACGGCAGCAAAGACUACGUGCAGAGAAUGUUUGAGUACGGGCUUGGAUAACUGGGCUACAAUGGUAGCGAGAUUAGUGGAUGAGGAGGAACGCAAGAAAGCCAGCGGAUUGAGUACUAAGUCUAGCUCAAGCUGGUUUGGUCUUUGGGGUGAUGGAAAGACGGAGGAGCAUGGCAGGUGGGCAGCAGAAGAGAAGGUUGUGAAGGAGAGAUUAAGGAGAGCACGGGAACUUCUCGAGGACCUCGAGCCUUCGGGAAGACCUAUAAGCUCGGUGUUCAAGGUUUAA
Molecule: messenger RNA, 1344 nt
Organism: Phaeoacremonium minimum UCRPA7
Lineage: Eukaryota; Fungi; Ascomycota; Sordariomycetes; Togniniales; Togniniaceae
Exons: 1
Coding region: 1-1344 (447 amino acids)
Source: RefSeq, a predicted model, not a curated record